Messenger RNA from Antechinus flavipes (yellow-footed antechinus), 975 nucleotides. Its product is annotated as olfactory receptor 14I1-like. The record is from RefSeq and is a predicted model, not a curated record. Gene Ontology annotation, molecular function: G protein-coupled receptor activity; olfactory receptor activity; odorant binding. Lineage: Eukaryota; Metazoa; Chordata; Mammalia; Dasyuromorphia; Dasyuridae. Gene Ontology annotation, cellular component: membrane. Gene Ontology annotation, biological process: G protein-coupled receptor signaling pathway.
AUGGUCAACUUCACCAUCAUCACAGAAUUUCUCCUUAUCAAUUUUGCCAGCAUUUGGGAGCUACAGGUCCUUUAUGCUAUGCUUUUCAUUCUGAUUUAUCUAUCAACUUUGAUGGGGAAUUUCCUCACCAUUAUUGCUAUUGUCACCGACCAACACCUUCAUGCCCCAAUGUACUUUUUUCUAAGCAAUUUAUCCCUGUUGGAUAUGUGUUACAUCUCAGUCACUCUUCCCAAAUUCAUUGUUAAUACCCUGAUAGACACUCCAUCCAUCUCCCUCUUGGGAUGUAUGGCUCAAAUAUUUUUAAUUUUGUUUUUUGGAGGAACAGAAUUUGCUCUCCUCAUGACCAUGUCCUAUGAUCGCUUUGUGGCCAUCUUACCCCUGCACUAUGGGGUCAUCAUGACACGAGCCCGGUGCUUUUGGGCAGCAGUUGGCUCCUGGUUCACUGGCUUUGUCUAUUCUGCCCUCCACACAGGUAACAUGUUUCGUUUGCCCUUUUCAGGGUCCAAUGUGAUCCACCAGUUUUUCUGUGAUAUACCACAGAUAUUGCGGGUUGCAAACUCAGAUGUAUACAAUACUGAAUACUUGUUACUUGCCAUAAGCUCGUGUUUUCUAUUAUUGUGCUUUGUCUUUUUAAUUAUAUCAUAUGCUCAUAUCUUCUCCAGUGUACUCAAGAUCCCCUCCAUGGAAGGACGCUACAAAGCCUUAUCUACCUGUUCCCCUCACUUGAUUGUCCUUCUCUUAUUUCUCCUUUCUAUAAUUAUUUCAGUCUUGGGGCCGACAUCAGACAGAUCAUCAGUUCAGAACCUUCUUAUUGCAAUGGCUUACACAGUACUGCCCCCAUUCAUGAACCCUAUCAUUUAUAGCUUGAGAAACCAGAAGAUCAAAGUCGUGUUGAUUAAGAUAAUCCGAAUGGCUUUAUUUCUCAAGAAGGACGUGUCUAGUCCUAAGAAAAUCAAGAGGACAAGGAAUGUAUAG